Messenger RNA from Rhopilema esculentum, 2155 nucleotides. NCBI's taxonomy places the organism in Eukaryota, Metazoa, Cnidaria, Scyphozoa, Rhizostomeae, Rhizostomatidae. The record is from RefSeq and is a predicted model, not a curated record.
GAUGACAAAAAUUUUCUCGUGAACACGAUUCAAAGAUAACAAGCGUACCACGGGACCUGUCAGUUGGUUACUUUUGUUGUGGCUAUUGAUAAAUGCUAACAAACGAAAUGCAACUCCCGAUGCAGUAGAAUUGGAGAGAGAAGAAGUAGGCCCAAUUAUGGCGCAAACAGAGGAAGCUUUUAGCGAAAAAUUAAUGGAUGCCCUCAACAAUGCCGCUCUUGGCAUGGGUAUAGCAAUGGGUGAUUACAUGGGUUUGUUUAAGGCAAUGGCAGAGCUGGAAAAAAGCGUAACUUCUUCUGAGCUUGCAGAAAGAGCUGGAUUGAACGAGAGGUAUGUGAGGGAGUGGCUUGGAAUCAUGGUAACGGGUGGAGUUGUCAUUGCAAACAAGGAUGACAAUUCAUUUGUUCUACCAAAACAUUAUGCCAAGUUCCUAACUCCAGGAUUUGAUAGCAUUGCACAUCAAUUCAAGUGGUUGUUCAUGCUGUCUUUAAAUCAAAAGGAGCUAAGACAUUGUUUCAAGGAGGGAGGUGGCAUUCCAUACUCAAGUUACCCUGAGUUUCAUGAUUGGAUGAACGAGUAUUCUGUUAAACGUCACAAUGCUUUGCUUUUGCAGCAGCAUAUUCCUUCGAUCAAAGGACUGACAGAGAAACUGCAAUCUGGAGCAAAAUGUUUGGAUAUUGGUUGUGGUAUGGGAUCUCCAAGCUUGAUGCUUGCAGCCAAGUUUCCAAACAGUGAGUUUUUCGGUUAUGACAUUUCAGAAGAAACAGUAAAAUCAGCCAAUCUGGAAGCUGCAAAACGUGGUCUUGGGAAUGCAAAGUUUUUUGUUAAGAACUGUGCAAACAUUUGUGAUGCUGAGGAUGGAGUUUUUGAUUUAGUGACAUCAUUCGAUGCUAUCCAUGACCAGGCCAGCCCAGGAAAAGUUCUUAGCUUUGUGUAUCGACUGUUGAAGCCAGGAGGCUGGUUUUCAGUGGUUGAUGUUAAAGCCCACAGUCAUUCUGCUGAUAAUGUCGGAAUGCCCAUGUCUUCAAUGAAGUAUGCAGAGAGUCUUUUUCAUUGCAUGCCUGUUAGUUUAUACUUCAAAGGUGGUGCUGGACUAGGCACAUGUUGGGGAAUCGAGUUGGCACAACAAAUGCUGAAGGAUGCAGGAUUCCCUCAUGUGGAGGUUAAAGAUAUCCCUGGAGAUGACUAUAAUACUCAUAUUUUAUGUAUUAAGUAAGCGUGGUGGUAAAUAUACCAACAAAAAAUCCAUAAGCAUUGUACUUUCUUUGACCACUUUGUAAUUGCACAGAAUAAACUUAAACAUCUUUGCACUUUGAAACAAAUAGUGGUCAGGUAAUUACGUUCAGGCCAAGAAAUAUAUAUUCUUUGCACCAACGCUGACUUAUCUGGCAGUGAGUCAAUUCAAAGGAUCACAAUUCAUUUUGUAUGUCACAAAUCCUAACUGUGCAAAUCUGUCAGAUUCGACUAAAUCUAAUUGUGUACGUCAAAAAUUCACAAGACCAAAGGCCUUUUUUAUAUUCAAGCCCAAUCUUUAAAGAAUCUGACGUGUUUUUUUAUUUGGACCAAAUCAUUUGAUGAACGAAUGAAAUUUUUUUGCCAACCCUUUCUAGUGUCAUUAAAUGUCACUUUUUCACAGCUCCAGCUCGUCCAUAAUUUUAAGAACAAUUAAUUUUGAUAUGAUAGGGUAAAUACAGAAUACCCUACUGGUGAUUGACUGAAGCUCUUCUAAAUAUUCAAAAUUCAUCGUUAAAUAGUUAUUAUAGCCCGCUUCUUCACUUUGGCUCAGAUUUUUUGAAGAGCAUCACUAUGCCAAAGGAGUGUUCAAAUAACAACAGUUCUCUCUUUGUUUCGACGUUUUCUCACGAGCUGGGCAUUGGAAAGAGGCUUUUGGAACAGUCGAGUAAAAAAUAGAGCGAAAGUUGAACCGUUUGGCCAUCAAUGCUCGACUUCGCUCGAAUUUGAGAUCAAGUAUCGAGAGAAAAAUUUAGAGAUAAUUCGAAUUGUUUGGCAUUGUUUGGAAUUGUUUGGUUUUUUUUGACAAAAUAGCAAAUACCAGGUAUUGCCGAAUGGUAACUUUGCCGACUUUUGGACUCUAGGGGUGGGGGGCAACUGCCCCCCUCGCCCCCUAACAGUGGCGGCCUGGCAGGGGGCCGGG